Molecule: messenger RNA, 2771 nt
Organism: Alligator sinensis (Chinese alligator)
Lineage: Eukaryota; Metazoa; Chordata; Crocodylia; Alligatoridae
Product: zinc metalloproteinase-disintegrin-like NaMP
Exons: 24
Coding region: 152-2587 (811 amino acids)
Biological process (GO): proteolysis
Cellular component (GO): plasma membrane
Molecular function (GO): metalloendopeptidase activity
Source: RefSeq, a predicted model, not a curated record
GUAAACACUUCCUCAUGUAGAAACAAGAAUAAAGCAGAAACAUUCAUUCUCUCUCCUUCAUUACACAACUGAAGAGGGGUUUAACGCUGAGAUCAGCUAGAGGCCAGCCUCUCUCAAGGGACGGGACCACUCUCCAAUAGGAUCUAUUGAUAUGACUACACUACUUAUUUUCAUGCUUCUGUUACUUUUUCAGCAACAAGGGAGUGCUAAAAGGAAAUUACCUGGGAUAAAGGAAUAUGAAGUGGUAUAUCCAAAAAAAUUACAUGUACUGCAUAAAAGAGAUGUAGUGGGAAACCAAAAUCCCAAUGGAAAGGUAAAAUAUGACGACACAAUGCAAUAUGAAAUUAAAGCCAAUGGAAAGAAAAUCAUACUUCAUCUACAGAAAAAUAAGAGUCUAUUUGCCAAGAACUACACUGAAACAUAUUACUCGCAUGAUGGUCAAGAAGUGACGACAAGCCCUCAGAUCAAGGACCACUGUUACUAUGAAGGUUAUGUCCAAAAUGACAGUGAUUCAGCAGCAAGCAUCAGUGCCUGUGAUGGUCUAAGAGGAUAUUUCAAGACAAGAGGUCAGAGAUACCUUAUACAACCUCUGAAGCUCAACGAUAGUGAAGAACAUGCAGUCUUUAACUAUGAAAAUUUGGAAGAUGAUGGGACUCCAAAAACCUGUGGUGUAACCAACACUACCUGGGAAUCAGAAGAACCUAUCAAAAAGUCAUCCAGGAUGAGCAACUAUGAGGAAAAACAAAAAUACCUGAAAGCAAGAAAAUAUAUUGAAUUCUACGUAGUUGCAGACAAUGCCAUGUAUAAAAAGUACAAGUACAGUGUCCCGAGUGUAAAGGCAAGAGUGUUUGAAAUAGUCAACUACGUCAACAUGGUUUAUAAAAUGAUAAAUACUCAUGUGGCGCUAAUUGGCAUAGAAAUCUGGUCAGAUAAAGAUAGAAUAGUUGUGAAUUCAUCGGCGGGCGUCACCUUAGACAGAUUUUCAUCAUGGCGUUUUUCAGAUCUGCUGGAGCGGAAGAGACAUGACAACAGUCAGCUACUCACAGGGAUUCAUUUCCAAAAGGGAACAGUCGGACUGGCCUUUGUGGGAACCAUGUGCAGUACUCAUCAUUCUGCAGGUGUUAUUGAGGACCAUAACAGCAAUCCAAUUGCAGUUGGAGCAACUGUAGCACAUGAGAUGGGCCAUAACCUUGGCAUGAAUCAUGACACCAGCCAGUGCAAAUGCAAUUCUGAAUCUUGUAUCAUGACAGCAACACUCAGCUACAAAAUUCCCAGGGAAUUCAGCUCAUGCAGCCUGCAAGGGUACGAGCAAUAUAUUUUGAGCAAGAUGCCACCCUGUCUCCUCAAUGUUCCUGAACAACAAAACAUAGUAGCACCCCCUGUUUGUGGGAAUAACUUCAUAGAGGAAGGAGAGGACUGUGACUGUGGAACUCCUGAGGAAUGCACAAAUGUCUGCUGUGAAGCCGCAACAUGUAAACUGAAGCCAAACGCUGCAUGUGGAUAUGGAGAGUGCUGUGAAAACUGCCAAGUUAAAAAAGGAGGAAGUAUUUGCCGAGCAGCCAAAGACGAGUGUGACCUAGCUGAGACAUGCACUGGUCAAUCCCAGCAGUGUCCAAAGGAUCGAUUUCGAGUGAAUGGGCACCCUUGUAAAAACGGUCAAGGUUACUGCUACAUGGGGAAAUGCCCCACCCAGGCUGACCAAUGCAUCAAAAUCUGGGGAUCAGGUGGACAGGUAGCUGCGAAAAACUGCUACGAUACAAAUAGGGACGGGGUUUAUUAUGGAUACUGUAAAAAGGAAAAUAACAAAUUCCUUCCAUGUGCUGACAAAGAUAAAAUGUGCGGGAAGUUAUUCUGUACUGGUGGAGCAGACAUGCCCGUGGUUGGAGCCUAUGUGUCUUUUGACUCAUGCAAAAGCAGUGUUCCUCACUUUGAAAAAGAAGAUAUAAGCUUAGUCGAUAAUGGAACUAAAUGUGGCAAUGGCAUGGUGUGUAGCAAUGGCAUAUGUCUUGAUGUUGAGAGAGCCUACAGGUCAACAAACUGUUCUGCCAAGUGUAGAGGACAUGCUGUGUGCAACCAUGAACUGGAGUGCCAGUGUGAAGAAGGCUGGGCCCCACCAAACUGUGAAGACUCCACAACAGUUAAAAGUAUCGCCAUCAUUUCUGGUGUCUUGGCAGCCCUCACAGUUAUUGCCAUACUGGUUGCUUUAUUCAUCCGUUACCAAAAAAGUGAGAAGAAGAAAUAUCAGAGUACCCAGGAGCCAGCUAUAUCUGGAGCCACAAACCAAGCCUAUGGAGGGCAAGAACCAAGAAGAAAAGAACAUCCUGCCCCCAACGUGCCUAUCCAGAAGUUCAAUGAUACAAGAGUUCUCCUUCCCGUACCUCCAGCACAGGAAAACAAACCAAACUUUCAUCGACCUAUCAUAAAGCCAAGCAUUCCACCACCUCCAGUUCCUACAAGCAAACCAGCCUUUUUUCCUGCCACAGGUGAUUUUGCAACAGGGGGGAAAUCAGCUCUUUCACCAGUCAACAAGGGCAAACCUCCACCUCCACGCCAGGCUUUAAAACCCCCAACUACACCCAGGGUAUGAUGCUGCUGAAGUGGAAGUGAUCAAUGGAAAUUUACGGAAAUUUGGAGAGGCACUUUCUCUCUGUUCACCUUCUGGGUCUUCCAUUUACAAAAGAAACAACAGGGGUCCCUAGUGGUCCAUACGUGGGUUUUGCUUAUGUUUUUUAAACAAAGGUGAUGCUCUUAUCAAAUUAGCACAACCUGCC